Molecule: messenger RNA, 547 nt
Organism: Musca domestica (house fly)
Lineage: Eukaryota; Metazoa; Arthropoda; Insecta; Diptera; Muscidae
Product: adult cuticle protein 1
Exons: 2
Coding region: 124-441 (105 amino acids)
Source: RefSeq, a predicted model, not a curated record
AUUUCACUAUAAAAAUGCGAGGAGAGUAUGUCAAGAAAUCAGAUUACUAUCUGCACUUGCCGAUAAAACUCAAUCAAACUAUUUCAGUUUUCUUACCGAAAUACCAAAACAAAAUUCUGCAACAUGAAAUUCUUCUUGGCUAUCAUUGCAUCCUUGGCUUUGGUCUUGGGAGUUCAAUCCUUCGUAUUGCCCUAUGGCGUUCCCCAAGUAGUCGGUGGUGGUCUCUCAUAUACUGCCGUAUCAUCUCCCUACUUCCCCUAUGCUGCUCAUGGUCUCGGUGUGCAUGGCCCAAGUGUUGCUGUCCACGCUCCCGUUGUUGUUCCAGGUGUACAGGGAACCUAUGUUGCCAAGACACGCGGCGCUGUUCACACUGCUCCAUUGGAGGGACACCUGAACUCUGUGGCCAAUGUUAAUGUGGCUCCUGCUCCCGGAACUCUGUAAAAGAUUUGUGGAAUGAAAUGUACAUAGGGGGUAUUUUAAGAUUAUCAGAGAAACGAUUUUAUAAUUAUAGAACUUAAAUAUAAAACAAAUUUGCAAAUCAAAACAA